Molecule: messenger RNA, 3440 nt
Organism: Biomphalaria glabrata
Lineage: Eukaryota; Metazoa; Mollusca; Gastropoda; Planorbidae
Product: mid1-interacting protein 1-B-like
Exons: 1
Coding region: 320-847 (175 amino acids)
Biological process (GO): regulation of lipid biosynthetic process
Cellular component (GO): cytosol
Source: RefSeq, a predicted model, not a curated record
AUAGUAUAAAAUAAACAUAAUUAAAAAUUAAAUUAAAAGGGAUAAUAUUAACAUACAAAGUUUAAAUACUAUUUAUGUAAUAUUAUACGGUUUACGUAUAUAUAAUUUUACACAACUUUGCGAACAAAGUCCUUGUUGAGCUGGUCUAUUUUACCCUCAUUGGCGAAAUCCACUGGUCCUACUUGUGUAUGCAAUAGUUAAAUUGACAAUCCACCGGCAACGUGUGAGAAGAAGCGCUUCUUGAUUAGCCAAUGUGUAUUUAUACAUCAGUUUGCAUUGUUUAUUAAACUAAAGAACUGUUUACUAGAUCUACAAUCAUAUGAACAAAGAAUCAACCAUGGCUAACAUCAACAGAAGACGCUCAACUCCAUCAGCCGACGGACAGCAAUCUCUAAUGACUGCAAUCAAUCGGUUCGUACAGGCUGUAGAUUUAAUGGACGACACAGUGAUGAUUCCUUGCCGCCUGAGGGAUAUCCCCGUAGAGUCCAUACCUAUACCUUGUUUACAGGAAGAAAACAAUAACAAAGCUGUCAUUCCUGCCAUUCCGGUGAGUGGUGAUCUUUACCAUUUUUAUGCAAUGCUACAUGCUAUUCGAUCGGAAAUAAUAGCAGGACCACUGCCAAUCGUCGACGACGAUCAAAGCGAUAACACAGACGAUUCGGUCGAUGAAAGUGACCCCAUCGGCGAGAAUGCCAAAAAGACAGCCGCAGCUUUCAGAUAUCACCUCAGAGGCUUGUUUGGACUCUUACAUCAGAUGACAGAAACAGCUAAAUAUUUAAGUAAUCGGUAUGAGCGAGAGGUGACAUGUCAUAAUGGAAUUUCAUCAGUUUCUUCAUUCAAUAUGUGAUUCAAGCUAAAGAUCUUAUAUUCGUCUUUCAUUUAUAGGACUAGUUUUUUCGUCAUAAGUUACUAUAGAUCUAUCCUUUGUGGUUUAGAUCUAUGUUUCAUCUCCAGGAUAACAAAACAUUUUUCAUCAUAGCACACCCUUCAGCUUCUAGACAAAAAAAUGGAAUUGACAAUAUUCGCAACAGGAGUAGAUCUAGACUGUCUAGAGUCUACUUACUUCCUAGACAUCUGUAUAAAUCUAGUCUAGAGUUUUUUCCAGAUUCUUGACAUCCUGAUCACACACAAACUGAAUACUAUCUAUAUACAACAAAGAGUAGUCUAAUCUACUCUAUAUUCCUGACCAGAUAAGUCCAAGAUUAAAAAAAAUAAUUGUGUGUGGGCAUGGAUUAUUUUUAUUCUAAAAAUGGAAAUAAUGUUGAUAGGAAUGAAAAAUACAAAAUAAUUGUUGUGACUUGUUGUUGGGCUUUAAACCUAAUAAGACUUGGAAUGAUGGACACAUUCAAUCAACUUUAGUGCUUAGUGAUACUUAGUUUUUGUUUGACUUAUUUCAUUUGAGUUUCAUUAUACUUUUGUUAUUAGGUUUUAUAUAACAUUCUGCUUCUAUUUUUUUGGUGUAAAUAGUAUGCACUAGAAAUUAUUUAAUUUCUUGAUUUUUAUUUGCUCUCUGCCUCAGGCCUUGCUGCUAUACUCAAAAUUAUUUGCAUACUGUUAAGUUCAACAAGUGCAAUAUAAUGAAAAUGGUUUUGUUAUAUUGUGAACAAAACUUGUUUUCUUUAGUGCCACAUUUUUAUACUGUUUUUUUUUUUUUGCUCCGGUAGGCUUAAUUUAGCUUCACUUACCUAGUACUUUAGGAAUUGAUGGUACUAAUUGGCCUACUAAGUAAAAAAUUAUAUUGAAAGUAGUAGUCACAGCUUUGUUGAAAUGCUUGAUUUCUUGAAACCAACAGUUCUUAAAAAUUUCAAACUCCUUACUUAGUUAUGUUUUAAUCAUCUCACUAAUUUAAAAAAGUUUUGUUUUCUAAUUAAACUCAAAGUUACCUAUAUAUGAGAAUUCUGUUUCAUAGAUUUUUAUAUUCAUUUCAAAGUAUUUUACAAUUAUAGAAUUAAAGUCACCAUAAAUCUUAGGACUUUAAAAGGCAGAUUUUUUUUUUGUUUCAAGGAUUUGUUUCAAAACUCAUAUUGAAAAAAUUCCAUCUGUAUUGUACUCUUUAUACAUAUCAUUUUAUUUAUUAGAAACUAGUGACUGCUUGAUAAUGAUAUUGUGCUGUGUAAAUUAAUUUUUAGAUAUAUAUUUUUUUUUAUUAAACCAUUGCAUUGAAAUUUAUUUAUUGGACUUUACAUUAUUAGAAAGAAAAGAAAGAAAGAAAAAAAUAAUUUAAAUUGAAUGCUGAAAUUACUAGAAACAUAUAUUUUGUUAUAAAUAGUUCAUUUAUCUUAAGUUUCUCUUUUAUCUGUUUUAUAAAAGUAGACUUGACAGCCUUUUUCUUUUUUUUUGCCAUUUGAUGCAGAAAAAAAAUUCAAUCAAGUAGACUUUAAAUUUUAACUCCUGUUUCUAUAAAUGAAACGUAUUGGGAGAAUAAAUACUUGAGGGUAUCAAGUAGUUUUAAGUGAUCAUCUCACAAUGAUGAAUUUCAAUAAAUUAAAUAGAUGUUACAACUUCUCUUGCCCACUUGUAGGGGCCCUCAUAAUGUAAGCAGUUUGAUGUUACCUCCAUAUAUAUUGCCAUUUCAAAUGUUCUCUUUUAAAUUAUUACUGUUAAACUGGUUUGGCGACACAAGGAAAGACACUGUGAACUAGUUAUGCCUUCAUUUAAGGCGUGUUAUCAGGUUAUUUUGAGUUUAUAUUUUUCCCUAGAAGAGCAUUUCACCUUUGUACAUACAUAUAUAUAUAUUUUUUUCUUUUCUCUUUUCUUUAAUGUACGCAUUUCUCUCUUUAAAAAAAUUGUUAGGGUAUAAAAAAUAUAUAUAUAUAUUAUUAAAUUUGGCAUAGAUUUUCACCUUCCCUUAUAGCUGUAUCACACUGCAACAUAAGAAGACAACAUAGCAGCCAUAUAUAUUAAAUUUGUUAAUUGCUAACAAAAUUGGCUUAAGAGGAUUAACAAACUUUGGCCCAUUUACUUGACUAAAUGCAUUUCCGUUGGGAAUGAAAGGGCUGUCUCUAUUUGACAUGACAUUCUCAAUCAUUAAGAAUGCCUGUGCUGCUGUCUGAACUUAGUAUUAUUGAAGUAUGCCUGGUAUGUUUUGGCUGUCGAGUACCACACUUAAUUGGGUGUGUUUCAUUUCAGUUCAUACUCUCUCAUAGUGUAUUUAAGACCACCUGAAAACUUGGGAUAAAACUGUGAAAAGUGUUAAAUGCUAUUGAAUGGUUAUUAAAGAGAUAGUGAAUGGUUACAGAAUGCUUGGUAAGAUAUUCAUUGUGCACUUGACCAGAUUUCUAAUGUUAAGAUCUUACGUUAUUUCAAGUUAAACAAUGCAAAAGUUAUGUAUGUUUUCUACUUUUGUUUAGCGAUUAUGGCAUUUUUUUUGUUUUGUAUGUAUGAUAUUACAUGUAUUGAGCUAAUUGAUCUGUAAAAUAAAAUAUUUUUUUUGGUCAAAA